AUGCCUCGGAUGGAAAAUGUGGAGCUUAAGGAUUUUACAACUGGAACCUGGAACGUACGAACAUUAUAUAAACCUGGAAAUCUGACGACAGCGAUAUUGGAACUUGAACGAUAUCGGCUGGACAUUAUUGCGAUUCAAGAAGUAAGGUGGACGGGAGAAGGAAGCUUAAAAACUGGAAAUUGGACGGUAUUCCAUAGUGGUGGUGAUGAACAUCAGGGUGGGGUUGGUUUCAUUGUGAAUGACAAAAUAUUACAUAGAGUUAAGAAGUUUAAGGCAGUGAAUGACAGAAUUUGUCAUAUGGAGCUGGAGUGCCGAUGGUUUAAUGUGAUAUUAAUUAACGGGUACGCCCCAACUGAAGACAAAGAAGAUGAAAUCAAAGAUAUUUUUUACGAAAAUUUGGAAAAUGAGUACGACCGGAUACCGACCAACAAGGUAAAAAUCUUAUUGGGAGAUUUUAACGCAAAAAUAGGGCAGGAGGUAGAGUAUAGACCAACAAUUGGGAAGGAGAGCCUGCAUAGAACAUCAAAUGAUAAUGGCACAAGAUUAGUUAAUUUUGCUACAACCAGAAAUAUGAUAAUAAGUAGCACCACAUUCCCACAUAAGGAUAUACACAAGGAAACCUGGGUAUCACCAUCAGGACAAAUAAAAAACCAAAUAGACCAUGUUGUAGUGGACAGACGUUUCAAGAGAUGCGUCAUGGAUGUCCGGAGCAUGAGAGGUAGCAGCGCAAUGUCCGAUCAUUUUAUAGUAAGAGCAAAAAUCAAGCUACGUCUGUCAGUUGAAUGGAGAAAAAAGAACGUCUUUAUCAAAAGGUUUAACAUAGAAGACCUAAAAAACCAAGAAAUCAAUAUACAGUACAAGAACAAACUAAAAGAGACCUUGAAUCUGACGGAGAAUUCAAAUAACGUAGACAAUAACGUAGAUAAUCUAUGGAAUGAGAUCGAAAACUCGAUUAAAACGGUGGCCACAGAAGUCCUAGGAUUUGAAGAAAGAAGAAGGGGGAAAAAAUGGUUUGAUGAACAAUGUAAAAAAGCGAAUAAUGAAAGAGAUAUUGCCCGAAUAAAAAUGCUAAAAGACCCAAGUGAGGAAAAUAAGAGAGUUCUAUCGGCUAGACAAAGGGAAACUAAACAAUUGCGAAUGAAAUUAAGAAUGGAUUUAAGACAAAAGCAACAAUUAUAA
Messenger RNA from Sipha flava (yellow sugarcane aphid), 1179 nucleotides. Its product is annotated as craniofacial development protein 2-like. Gene Ontology annotation, biological process: chromatin remodeling. NCBI's taxonomy places the organism in Eukaryota, Metazoa, Arthropoda, Insecta, Hemiptera, Aphididae. The record is from RefSeq and is a predicted model, not a curated record. Bases 1 to 1179 code for a protein of 392 amino acids. Gene Ontology annotation, cellular component: nucleus. Gene Ontology annotation, molecular function: catalytic activity. The transcript has 2 exons.